AUGUCUGCAAUUGUGGGUUGUUUCAACCGGCGUGCACAGAACCUGCUACAAGUUCAUUUAUCUUCGGGUUUCAGAAAGUAUUUUACAUGGAUUAAGAGAAAACUUGUGAAAGGAAAUCACGUUGCUAUGGUUGAAGAAGGCAAAAAAGGUUUACUACAUAUCUUUGCAGGUUAUGCGGUUGGAGGAGGACAUGUAUUGCAUAUGGUUUGUGAUUUAACAAUAGCUGCUGACAAUGCCGUUUUUGGCCAGACAGGUCCAAAGGUUGGAAGUCUUGACGCAGGUUAUGGAAGUUCCAUCAUGUCUCGUUUGGUCGGGCCGAAAAAAGCACGUGAAAUGUGGUUUCUAGCUCGAUUUUAUAAUGCUUCUGAAGCAGAGAAGAUGGGGCUAGUGAACGUCGUAGUACCGGAUACUACUAUGGAUGUAGGGUGGCAGCAGUCAACCUCGUCGGCAAUACAAGCCGAAGGAAUGUCUCGCUUCACUGUUGUCUAG
This is a messenger RNA of Papaver somniferum (opium poppy), 489 nucleotides long. Its product is annotated as 1,4-dihydroxy-2-naphthoyl-CoA synthase, peroxisomal-like. The coding region runs from base 1 to 489 and encodes 162 amino acids. Gene Ontology annotation, cellular component: cytosol. The record is from RefSeq and is a predicted model, not a curated record. The transcript is spliced from 4 exons. Gene Ontology annotation, molecular function: 1,4-dihydroxy-2-naphthoyl-CoA synthase activity. NCBI's taxonomy places the organism in Eukaryota, Viridiplantae, Streptophyta, Magnoliopsida, Ranunculales, Papaveraceae. Gene Ontology annotation, biological process: menaquinone biosynthetic process.